Molecule: messenger RNA, 1467 nt
Organism: Scheffersomyces amazonensis
Lineage: Eukaryota; Fungi; Ascomycota; Pichiomycetes; Serinales; Debaryomycetaceae
Gene: AAT21
Product: aspartate transaminase
Exons: 1
Coding region: 101-1351 (416 amino acids)
Biological process (GO): L-aspartate biosynthetic process
Cellular component (GO): cytosol
Molecular function (GO): pyridoxal phosphate binding; L-aspartate:2-oxoglutarate transaminase activity
Source: RefSeq, a predicted model, not a curated record
AUAGGAACUCAUAUAUAUAUAUAAAUAUAUUUAUAUAAGUAUUUGAUUAUAGAGUUGUAGUUGAAAAAUUAUUUAAUAGAUAGUAAACUUCAACAAAAACAUGUCAUAUUUCCCAACUAUCAAAGAAUUACCACCUGAUCCAUUAUUCGGAUUAAAAGCUAGAUAUAAUGCAGAUCCUAGAACCGAAAAAGUGGAUUUAGGUAUUGGAGCAUAUCGUGAUAAUUCAGGAAAACCAUGGAUUUUACCAGCUGUUAAACAAGCAGAAGCUAAAUUAAUUGGUAGUGCUGAUUAUAAUCAUGAAUAUUUAUCAAUUAGUGGAUUUGAACCAUUUUUAAAACAAGCAGCUAAAGUUAUCUUAGGAGAUAAUUCUAAAGCUCUUUCAGAAAAUCGUGUUGUUAGUCAACAAUCUUUAUCAGGAACAGGAGCUCUUCAUGUAGCUGGUGUAUUCUUAAAGGAAUUUUAUAAUGGUCAAAAGACUAUUUACUUAUCUAAACCAACUUGGGCUAAUCAUAAACAAAUUUUUGAGAACCUUGGCUUAGAAGUUGCCAAUUAUCCAUAUUGGAAUAAUGAUACAAAAUCUCUUGAUUUGAAAGGAUUUUUAGAUACUAUUAAGUCUGCUCCAACUGGUUCAAUCUUUUUACUUCAUGCUUGUGCUCACAAUCCAACAGGUUUAGAUCCAACUCAAGAUGAAUGGAAACAAUUAUUACAUGAAUUAGAUAUUAAGAAACAUGUUGUCAUUUUUGAUAGUGCUUAUCAAGGAUUUGCUAGUGGAAAUUUAGAAAAAGAUGCAUUUUCAAUUAGAUAUGCUAUAGAUCAAUCAAUUAUUAAAACUCCUAUUGUUAUUUGUCAAUCAUUUGCUAAAAAUUGUGGUAUGUAUGGUGAAAGAGUAGGUGCAAUUCAUAUUAUUCCAGGUGUGGAACCAAAUGAAUCAUUAAAUAAAGCUAUUAAAUCUCAAUUAAAUAAAAUUAUUAGAUCAGAAAUUUCUAAUCCUCCAGCUUAUGGUUCAAAGAUUGUUUCAACUAUUUUAAAUGAUCCAACUCUUCGUAAACAAUGGGAAGAUGAUUUAGUUACUAUGAGUUCAAGAAUUAUUAAAAUGAGAUAUAAAUUACGUGAUUUACUUAGUGGUGAAUUACAAACUCCUGGAAAUUGGGAUCAUAUUACCAAUCAAACUGGUAUGUUUUCAUUUACAGGUUUAACUCCAGAUAUGGUAGGUAGAUUAGAAAAGGUUCAUGCUAUCUACUUGGUUAGUAGUGGUAGAGCUAGUGUUGCUGGAUUAAACGAUAAUAAUGUUGAAAAAGUAGCUAAGGCAAUUGAUGAAGUUGUUAGAUUUUAUUCCAAACCUAAAUUAUAGACAAAAUAAUAAAAUUAGUUACUUUGUAAAGAUUUUUAUAUUUUUAUGUUUUUAUGUUUCCUUUUCUCUUUGCUAAAUCUUAUGUUUUAAUAUAAUGACUACAUUUUUACUUUAAA